AAAAUAAAGUGGUUUUCAUUCUUUAAAAUUAUUUAUUUAAUUUAAAAAAAUAAAGCCUUGAUAGCCUUUACUAAACAUUUCAACAUCUAAUCGACAAAUGAAAACUAAAAUCUUUUAUCAAACAAGUAAUCCUGAGCAUCAGAGAGAUUCUAUGUCCUCUUCGGUCAUUUAUUUUUAAUGUGACAUUUAACUAGUUUAGUUGUAUGAAAUCACCAAUAAAACAGUCCAAAUUAUAUUAACUUCUUUUACAAUAAUGAAUGUGCGUACAACACUCAACUUACAAAUCCGUCUGACCUUAACAAAAUAAAGAGAUCCCCUUUUAAAAGGCACAGCAGGAUGGGAAAGCUUCCUAAAGCUGCGGAAUUUGUCACCAAACAUCUAGACAAGAUCUAGCCACCCAAUUACCAACCCCGUCAUACUCCUGCGUUGCCUCGGAAAAAAAUCCAUUUUCCUAACAUUUAAGUCUUCUGCAAGGGCUGCAUCGGCGUCACCUUUGCCACGUAUACCCACCUUUUCGGUUCGGAUUGAAAAAAGCACAAAAGAAAACCUCAAAAACAUAGAAAAUAAUAAACCAUACCCGUACGUCAGCCAGACGCAGGCUAGCGGAAUGAUCAGAAUAUGCUUGCAAACGGAGGAAAGGGUUUGUCGUUUUGAUCACCCGAGGCCACGUUUGUUGCAGAUCAGCAACAGCAAAACAGCAACAGGCAAAAAAGAAACACUGAAUAUUACUCGAACAGACCCCCCUCGGUUGGUAUAAGGGGAGCACAGAUGAACCGUUCUCCCUUCCCUUUCGGACUAGCACCGACAUUGGUACUGAAGAAGCUGUAGCAAAAACUCAGCAGCAUCUUCGUUUGCGAUCCGAGUGCGAUCGGUCGGUUCCCUCUCCACGAACCUGGAGAGCGCCGUGCGCGGUGAAGACGGUCGGUCUUAGGCGCUUCCUUUCAUUUUCAGCUCGCAUCACUUCGAUACUAGCCACAGGAAAGUGCAGUCGAGCUCGGGAACAGUUCGAGCCACCAGUGUGCCUCACGGAUGCCCACCAGUGUUAGACAUCCGGACGCCCGCUCGAUUUCUGUUCAAAGAGAUGCAAAAUCUGAUCAUGCGCUUAAUAGUGACGACGUUUUGAGUGUUUAUAAGAUUUAGUGUUUACUAAAGAAAAAAAAAACCCGAAAUUAAACAAAGCAAAAGGAAAAGUGGUUUUUAUUAAUAAUCGACGUUACGUUUAGAGGGAUAGUGAUUGAGGUUGUGGAUUUUUUUGGGCCCAGCAGAAGUAAACAAAAACCGGCCACAAGCUUUCGUAGCGAAAGUGUGGUAGUGUGCGAAAGUUUCGGCUUGCUUUGCCUAACAGAAAGCAGUGGUGUGUUGAAUUAUUUGCCCUCAUAUUAGUGUUCUGUCCCGUUUGGUGCAGUUGGAGCAUAUUUGGUGCAGGAAACACGCAACAUAAUGGAGCUGAUGCAGCAGCUUACACUUUGCACGGCUCUUCUGAUGGCCGCUGCAAUCGUAAGCAACAAUGGACAGUUCCUGCCCGGACCGCGCUACAGCCUAGACAACAUGCCCAAAACAAGCUUCACCUGUCGGGACAAAAUUCUCGGCGGAUACUACGCGGACUCGGAAACGCAAUGCCAAAUGUUUCACGUUUGCGUGAAGGUGGCCGGUGUCGGUGUGCAAGAUUUCCGCUUCCUGUGCCCCAAUGGUACGGCUUUCGAUCAGGAAGCUCAGAUCUGUGCCGAUUGGGGUGAUGUCGACUGUGAGGCGGCCACACUGUACUACGGUAGUGAUAACUUCGACCUAUACCGGUUGGGUUCCGGAUUCGAAAGCAAGCGGGCCCCAUUCGCCGAGGAGGAAGAGGCCACCUUCCAUCUGCAGCGUGCCGAAACGAGCGAUGCUCGAAGAAGCAAGCAGUACAUUGUUAACCAGAGCUCCAAACCACAGCAACCGCCAAGCCUGAAUCAGAUCCCUAGCGUACAGAAACCAGCACAUCCGCAACAACCUCAGCAAUACUUCCGUCAACCGGUGGCACCGUCAACUACCACGACGACCACAUCCACCACCACUACAACGACCACUACCACUCCAUCCACGCCAGUCGAACACAUCUUCUACAAAACGAGCCAAGCGCCUACAAAGCUGCACCAGAAACAUGUGGAGCACAAGCAACAUCAGCUACUGCUGAACCAGCAGCAAUUACUCCAAGCUCAGCACUAUCGGCAACUAACGGCGGCUGCAGCAACCGCAACUCCUGCCGAUCGUCGACCUUCGGUGGACGAAAUUCGUACCACGACACCAUCUUUCACCAACAACUUUGCUCGAUCGCAGCAUCAACAACCCCAGCAGCAGCAACAGCAACGACAACCUCAGUUGCAACAACCACAGCAAUCACGCGCAACGCAGCACAACGACUUCAACAACGAUGAGAUCUUCCGUGGAUCGCAUAGUUCGCAUUUCUACAACAACCGGAACAAUGGUAAGGAAGACUACGAGGAGGAACUUUACCGGAAGUCCACGACGACAGCUCGGUCAACGGUAGCGGCGGGAACGAAUCGUGCCGGAUCGUCCCAAGCUGGCACUCGCGGACGUAAUCGUGGUCGGGGAAGCGUCCGUGCACAUCAUCUGAACGCGCUGCGCAAUGAGAUUAAGCCCAGUACGAGCACGACGCCCGCUAGUGUGACGAAAGCUCAGCAACUGCAGCCAAAUCAUCAGCAGUACAAUCACCAGCAACAGUUGCAACAGCAACGUCAGCAGCAGUACCAGCAGCAACCACAACAACAGCAACCACGACAACAAAAUACUAAGCUUCAGACGACGACACCCGAUGACUUUGUGGAUAUUCCGAAGAUCCCCAACUUCCGACAGCAGCCAACCACUGUGCUGAAACCGCAGCAAUCUUCCGCACAGGUUCCAUCAUUUGGACAGGCCAUCAUCUCUACACCGGCUCCCUUCGCUAAGCAACCUCAGGUACAGCCGCAAAACCGAGGCAACGCUCAGUUCUUCAAUACGCAUCAGCAACAGCAGCAGCUAGUGACGAGCUCCACCACCCAAGCGUCACCUCAGCCAGCCCAGCGUUUCGGUGGCAAUCCGCCGGCUACAAAUAACUUCAAGAUCACCGUCACAACGCCACAGUACGAUCGUAACAACUUCAACCAGCCACAGCAACAAUCGUUUAACUUCAACGGUCAGCCACGCCAGCAGGCACCGAUCGUCAGCACUACGUCUGCUGCCCCUGUGAACAAUCCGUUCCAGUUCUUCGGUGCCCAAACGACGACCACCACAAUUCGUCCACGAAGCACCUUCGAGAAUCGGGCAACGGAGCGUUCGUUUGAUGAUGCUUCCGUUACCACACCUCAGGAAUCGCAACGUAUCCGACCUCAGUCGCGUACAUUCAACGUCGAUCCUAACCGUUUGAACCAGUUCAACUACAACGAAUAUCAGGGUAGUCGCACCAGUACCACCACCACGACUCCGGUUCCUCCGACGACAUUCGCUCCGGCCCAGCAGAACUUCCGUCAGCGAGCACCUCAACAAAACUCCUUCCUGAAUCCAUUCUUCAGCAAUCCGUCAACGGUGGCACCAUCCAUCACUACCAUCCCUCCAUCCAUUGUGCAGAAGGCCGUGCCGAAGGAGCGCUACCAAUCGAUUUCACGCUCCGGCAACGAAGGCCACACGCCAUCGACGGUGAAAAAGUUCUCCACACUCGUGCCCAAGGAUCAGUACAAUCCGACCACCUUCAAACCGAACGCGAUCAGCAAGAAGGCGCUGCUUCAGUUCGUCAACCAGAAGAGUGUCAUCGGGCUUGAUAAGUCACCGUUCACCGAUCGUGUCAGUAUCACUACCACGACCAGUACCACCGAGAAGGCACCGGCACCAGCAACGACCCGCUACCCGGGUUACAUUCCAACCAUACCGCCCGUAACGUCCACGUCCACAUCCACCACGACGACUACGACGCGUGCUCCCUUCACAAGCACUACCACCACCAACACACCACCGCCGCCCAACCGAUUCUUCCAGCCUCCGAUUUCAAAAUCGAACCUACUGACACAGUCCCCCAUCGUGGUAACCUCGGCCAAACCGGACCCGACCGAAAUCGACGAAGACGACGGUCAGUAUCAUCCGGAGCUGUACGAGAAAGACUUCUAUCGCAAUCGCGUAAAGGCGAAGGCGGCAGCAGCGGCUGCUCUUGCCCAGGCCCGCAACUCCAACGGUCUUGCCUCACUGUCCACCAGCGAUGAGGAAGAAAUCUUCCGUACCGCACACUCCCAGAACAUUGCCGCCAGCGGUAACGAUCUGAUACUGGAGCGUGCGCGUCAGGCAGCGGCCCGCAUCAAUGAAUUCUUCUCGUCCUCCUCGGUAAAGCCAACGACGGCACGCAAAGACCAAAAGGACGGUCAACCGGAACCGGUCACACCGAAGACGAAACCUCACAAGGACACGGGCCGGACCAAGUCUUCCCAUGGGGCGAAGGGUACCAGCAGCAGUAGCAACGCUACGCCACGUCCAUUCUCCAAGGCUCCAACGAUUCCACCGAAUGCGACCAUCACCAAGCGGCCACCGGAAGACGAUAGUUACGACUACGCGUACUACGACACCGGCAGUCCCGACGUACCCGAGUACGACAUCAUCGAAGACUUUGGUCGGAAGCGGGUCUGAGGUUUAGGAUGGUUGUAGACUUAACGCUGGGAUGAUUCUUCCCAUUUUCGUGGAUGUGUGAAUGCGCGUGUGAAUGCGUAACGUGCCGUGUGCGCCAUUCGGUGCAUACUCCGGCAUGGAGGUAUGACUGGAACUAGUGUCAAGGAAUGCGUGUGUGUUUAUGUGGAUGAUUGAUUAGCUGUGUAAGUACGGAUGAAACGAUGAUGGCCAGAUGGAAGAAGCCGCUCCUUCCCCCAUACGUCAUUGAUCGACCUGUCGGAGUCAAUGAAGGUGAGCGGCUAAACGUGGUAAUGACGCUGGUCAUAUAAACGCAAAUAUAAACGCUAUACAUAUGAUGAUAAUAUAUUGCCAUUAGCAUUAAAAACACAUUCAUCCAUCGGUUGGCCAGAGGAGAGUGUGUUCACGGGAGGAAACGAAAAAAAACAUAGAAUGGUGCGUAGAAAGGAGACGGUAAAUGGACGGAUGUUCGUCUGGGACAUCCAUCCCAACGGAAAACCCAGCAGGAAGCCAGUAUUUGUAGUAAACUCUCAAGCGCGAAUCGAUUUUCUUUUCUUUUUUUGCACGCCCGUGUGUGUUUGUAUUCAAUUACAGAUGUAAAAUACGUUUUUCUUCCUUUUUUCUCUUACUACCUUUUUCAUUUCUUUUUGGUUUAGUUUUAUUUUUUGGAAAGCAUAUCUUAAAAGUUAUCUUAUGUUUUCUUUUUUUUGCGAUUAUUGUACCAUGCAUUACAUAUCUCAAGACACACUUUAGCAAGAAUUUAAAAACACAUUUUUGCACUACUUUCUCUCUCGAUUAAAGAACGUCUCAUUCUACACACGUGCUGUAGUACUAUUAGGAUUUUUUGUUUCAUCUCAGCAUGACUUCAUUUUUAUUCGCUUUUAACAGACGCUCAGACGAUAAUGCUAGCGGUGACAUGAUUUUGGGUCAAGUGUCCCCAAUCUGGUAACAGACAGACACAGUUGGGAGGAAAAGAUUGUUGUAAAUAAAUUUCUUUAAUCAAACAGUAA
Molecule: messenger RNA, 5651 nt
Organism: Anopheles funestus (African malaria mosquito)
Lineage: Eukaryota; Metazoa; Arthropoda; Insecta; Diptera; Culicidae
Product: mucin-4
Exons: 6
Coding region: 1441-4644 (1067 amino acids)
Cellular component (GO): extracellular region
Molecular function (GO): chitin binding
Source: RefSeq, a predicted model, not a curated record